GCUCUCGCGAGAUCUGACGUGCUGGGCUCUCCCGCACACUCCCGGCCGUAGCGGCCGCCCGCCGAGGGGCCCGAGGGGAUAUCGAGAACAGCGGAGAGGGAGGGGCGUGGCUUUCCCGCUGGGUGGGUGGCCUGGCCGCUGCUCCGCCUCCUUGGCAGCUGCCUCCGCGCGCCAAAAUCAAAUCCUGGGCGCGCUGGCGGGACACUACCUAGGAAGAUCCGGGUUCCCACGUACUGGCCGGCGGCUGAGGCGGCGGCGUCUCAAGCACCUGUGCGGACUUCCCAGCCCUUAUUGCCAUAAGCGAUCCCACGGCCACUAGACCAGGAAUGGCCACCCCGCCCAAGAGGAGCUGCCCAUCCCCCGCGAGCAGCUCUGAGGGAACCCGCAUCAAGAAAAUCUCGAUCGAAGGGAACAUCGGUGCAGGAAAGACAACAUUUGUGAAUAUCCUUAAACAAGUCUGUGAGGAUUGGGAAGUGGUUCCUGAACCUGUUGCCAGAUGGUGCAAUGUUCAAAGUACUCAAGAUGAAUUUCAGGAAUUGACAACAUCUCAGAAAAGUGGUGGAAAUGUUCUUCAGAUGAUGUAUGAGAAACCUGAGCGAUGGUCUUUUACCUUCCAGUCAUAUGCCUGCCUCAGUCGAAUUCGAGCUCAGCUUGCUGCUGUGAAUGGCAAGCUCAAAGACGCGGAGAAACCUGUAGUAUAUUUUGAGCGAUCUGUAUAUAGUGACAGGUAUAUUUUUGCAUCUAAUUUGUAUGAAUCUGAUUGUAUGAAUGAAACAGAGUGGACAAUUUAUCAAGACUGGCAUGACUGGAUGAAUAACCAGUUUGGCCAAAGCCUUGAACUGGAUGGAAUCAUUUAUCUUCGAGCCACUCCAGAGAAAUGCUUGAGCAGAAUAUAUUUACGGGGAAGAAGUGAAGAGCAAGACAUUCCUCUUGAAUAUUUAGAGAAGCUUCACUAUAAGCAUGAAAGCUGGCUCUUGCAUAGAACACUGAAAACCAACUUUGAUUAUCUACAAGAAGUGCCUAUCUUAACACUGGAUGUUAAUGAAGACUUUAAAGACAAACAUGACAGUCUGGUUGAAGAGGUCAAAGAAUUUUUGAGCACUUUGUGAUCUUGCUGAAGACUACAGGCAGUGAAAUGACUCCAGAUACUUCAGCUUCGUGUGUCUUUGUAGCGUCAUAGUCAUACAUGUCUCUUAGAAAACCCAAGUUUUUAACCAUUUUUGUUCCAAGAAAAAAACUUUUUUAUGAAUCCUGUAUAAGAUUUUAUGACCGGUUCCUCUCCUCUCCCCCCUUCUUCCUCUCCCUUCUUCCUCUCACUUCUCCUCUUUUUUCCCUCCCUCUUCCCUCUUCCCCCUUCUUCUCUCUUCUCUCCUCUCUUUUUUCUUAAGAGGAAUCUAAGGAACAAAAUUAACUAAUGAGCAAAACAGAACCGGACGCACGGAAACAUGGAACAGACUUACAGGGACCAGAGGGUGGGGGAGGGGGAUAAUGGUGGAAAGAAGGGGAAGGGAUUAGACAGAGAACAUGUGUGAAUGACCCAUGAACAUGGGAAAGUAUGAGGAUUGACUGUGGGAAUGUGGGGUGGACUCGAUGGAGGAUGGCAAAGGGGGAAAAAUUGGGACAACUGUAAUAAUAAUAAAAAAUUUAAAAAAAAGAAGUAUGUGCUAUAUAAUAUUAUAGCAACAGCCACCAAUUACCAUUGAGAAUUUGUGCAGAUGACCAAAUCGAUAAUUAAAUAUUGCAGCAAGUCAAAAAACAAAGGACAUUUAAUUAUCGCUCAUGGCAAGAAGUCUGGAAGUAGAUAGUUCUAGAAUCAUUAUAGUGGCUAAACUAUAUCUAAAGGACCCAGGAUCCUUCUGUCUUUCCCCUCUGUUAUCCCCCUUAGCAGGUUGGCUUUUUUCCUGUUGCUUUGCAUCUCACUGUUGACCAGUUCCUCAGCUUGAUUUCUUAACUGGAAACUUUAAUGUUACAUGGAAAGUGGUAAUGUGUCUAUGUGAAUUAGUGCAAAAAGCUGAAAGUGGAAUUUAAGGAAUCUCUAGAAAAAAUUAAAAAGUUUUAAGUACUUUUGAUCCAGUGCCGUCUAUUCUACCUCAAUUUAUGUGGAAGAUAAUAUGUUUAGUAUUUAAUAGAUUCGUUGAUAUUAGUGUGUCUAUAAUACAUUCUUAGAGGAGCAAGUUAGGCUUUGUUCCCAUUUAUAAUGGAUAUAUCUGUGCUAUGAGUGACACUUUGUCUUUUUGCAUGGUAUUUUGCAUGAUUAAAGAGGAAAUGUUUUUAUACUUAAGAUAACUGAAGGUUAUUACGUGAGUAAAUGAUUUAAUUUAUUUAGAGCUUAAAAUAGCUAACUACUUGCUUCCUUUUUGGACUAUUCUUUUAUGAGGAAAUAGUACUGUUGUAGUUUAAAGAUUGGUUUAAAUUAUGAUUGUCUUUAAAUCAUUUGAGGUGGAAAUACAGUUUUCUCUGCAUUUCUUCUCAUUUUUAUAGGUAAAACAUUAGUGGAACAUAUAGUAAGGGGUAAGGUUCUCCAUUUCAUUCUUUAUUGACUCUGCACUAGGAAUAGUCUUUCAUUACCCUUAUACUUCGUAAGAAGUCAAAGAGAAACUGAAGACAAGGGAGAUUACCUUCUUAGUAGUUUAGCUUGCUUAGUCCUGCCUUCAUUCCUGCCUCAUCCGGGUUUCUCUACUCUGAAUUAGGCAGACUGCUAUUUUAAAGUCUUGCACUUAUGAUUUGAGAACAUUAUGAUAUUCUUCACUUCAGAGUUGGCUUUGCUUCUCUGUAGGAUUACACCUUAAGUUUUAUUUCCACUCCUUUAAGACAAUUUACUGAUAAAAAUGAUUUUGCUUUGUAUGUUAUAUAUCUUGAAAGUAUUAUCAUUUUUGAAUACAUAUUAGAAAAUAAAGAAAAAGGAAAAAUAGUUAUAAUUUUUAAAAUCACACGGGUUCAUUUUAGUUCUGUAUAUCAUUACAGAUUUUUUCAAGUUUGUUUAGUUAAAGUGUGAAGUUUUUUUUCUAUGUAUUUACUGUUUCUAUUUAACAUUUUAGAAAAAUUCUUUUUUUGAAAUGAGAAGGGUCACUUUUACUUUGAAACUCUUGUUUUCUACUUAAAAAUGUUAUCUUUUGUUUCUUGAGAUAAUUUAGUGGGUUAAACAAUCUAGAUGUACUGAUCUUUGAAAGGGAAACUAUAUUUCAAAUCUGUAAUCACCGUAUUUAAAACUAUCUCAUGAUAUUAUGUAUGUUUUUUGUUUAGUAAACAAAGUCAAUUUGGUUACUAAAUUAAACAUUUGCUUAAUAAAUAAGUAUAGCCCUGA
This is a messenger RNA of Phyllostomus discolor (pale spear-nosed bat), 3304 nucleotides long. RefSeq names its product deoxycytidine kinase (gene DCK). The transcript has 7 exons. Lineage: Eukaryota; Metazoa; Chordata; Mammalia; Chiroptera; Phyllostomidae. The record is from RefSeq and is a predicted model, not a curated record. Gene Ontology annotation, biological process: nucleobase-containing compound metabolic process. Gene Ontology annotation, cellular component: cytoplasm; mitochondrion. The coding region runs from base 327 to 1109 and encodes 260 amino acids. Gene Ontology annotation, molecular function: deoxycytidine kinase activity; ATP binding.